Messenger RNA from Anneissia japonica, 5276 nucleotides. RefSeq names its product mitogen-activated protein kinase 4-like. Bases 127 to 2529 code for a protein of 800 amino acids. Gene Ontology annotation, biological process: cell surface receptor signaling pathway; protein phosphorylation; intracellular signal transduction. The record is from RefSeq and is a predicted model, not a curated record. NCBI's taxonomy places the organism in Eukaryota, Metazoa, Echinodermata, Crinoidea, Comatulida, Comatulidae. The transcript is spliced from 4 exons. Gene Ontology annotation, molecular function: MAP kinase activity; ATP binding. Gene Ontology annotation, cellular component: nucleus; cytoplasm.
CCUGCGCAUGCUCAAUAGACAUCUCGGCGUAAGCGUACAAUGUGAAAUUAAUUAGUUUUCACCUAUUAUAAUUUUGUCAGUGAGUAACAUACAUUUCUUUAUUUUCGAAUUAGCAAUUUGUCCGAUAUGGCGGAACUAGAAAGGACUUCGUGUUUUGAUGAAAGUUUUCAUGUAAGUUCACGGUUCUGCAGUCUCAAACUUCUUGGCAGUGGCUCCACCGGUCUUACAGUCUCCGCUCUUGACACCGAAUGUGACAAGAGUGUUGCUAUCAAGAAAGUCCUGCUGAACAACAUGAAAGAUUGGAAAUCGGCGGUCAGAGAAGUACGCAUUUUACGCCAACUCGAGCAUGAUAACAUCGUCAGGAUAUUUGAUGUCUUCUUACCGACAUCAGAAGACACCGAUAUGAAACUUCGGGAACAGGUCUAUAUAGUUCAGGAACUCUGCGAUGUCGACAUGAAACAAGUUAUUAAUAGCGAAUGUAUGCAGCCAGAGCAUGUCAAGCUAUUCACAUAUCAACUUCUUCGCGGACUUAAGUACUUACAUAGUGCAAACGUUGUACAUCGUGAUCUAAAACCAAGUAACCUUCUCAUUAACCUUGAAGAUUUAACGUUAAAGAUUGGAGACUUUGGCCUUGCACGAAUUAUAGAUCCCCAUUAUUGUCAUAAGGGUCACCUGACAGAUAACAUAACAACGCGGUGCUAUCGAUCACCUGAGUUGAUGCUGCAUCCACAAGAGUACUGUAAAGCGAUUGAUAUGUGGGCAGCGGGAUGCGUCUUAGCCGAGAUGUUGACUGGAAGGAUUCUGUUUGCGGGAGAACACGAUUUGGAGCUAAUGGGACUUAUCUUAGAUUCUAUACCGUUGACUGAGUCAGACAUCAAUGAUAUCAUUUGUACUUUACCAAGCAAACUGUUAAAGAAUUAUAAUGGGGUUGCAAAGCGCCCUCUAUGUGAACUAGUUCCAACUAAUGACAAGCAAGUUUUGCAUCUGUUGCAGAGAUUGCUAGCCUUCAGCCCUUAUAGCAGAUUCUCUGCCAAAGAAGCAUUAGCACAUCCCUACUUAAAAGUGUUCUCAGACCCUCAAGAUGAAAAGUUAUCAGAAAAACUAUUUAGAAUUGAAGACGAAGUGAUAAGUCUCUCACCAAUGACUUUGAGAAAAGUGAUCCUGACAGAAAAUAUAAGUAAGAAUAGCAAGGAGUUGACAAGCGACGAACAUGAUGUUGAUAGUGCAUUUCAAUUGAAACUGCAGAAGUCAAGUAAUGCUAGGCUGUUGAAGUCUGAGGUUGACAUGCAGGAAAGGUUCAGCGAUUUUGAAAAAGAUAUUGAUGAGUUAUGCCGGGAUGAAUUUGAAGAAGAUGAGGAUGUCAUGAGUGAGAAGGAGGACUUGUCGGAGAAGAGUGAAUCUAGUAAUAAGGAAUGUGAUGAACUUGCAAAAACCGAUGAUGAAAUGGAAUGGAGUAAUGACCAGGAGAUAGAAACCAAAAUUGAAAAUGGUGAUAAUCUAGCCGAGCCUAUGAAGAUUCAGUGUGAGGUACAAAAACAUGAUGAUGAAAAAGGAGAUAUUGAAAUCAACACGGAGGUCAGAGUCCCAGAAGAAAUAAUAGAGAAGAAUUAUCAAACAGAUGAAGAAAGAAAAGCUGCUCGACUUAAAUUGUUUGAAAACAGAAGAAUGGAAAAACCUGAGACUGGUUUACAGAGUCAGACACACAUAAUAUACAAUAACAAUUCCGAUUCUGACAGUGACAGGAGCAAUAACGAGGAAGGUAAAUACAGUAAAAACGAAUGUUUGUAUGUAAAAGAAAAAAGUAAUAAAGAGAAAGAAGAAAAUAAUCAGCUAAUCGAAAAACAUAUACAAGAAGUCAGGUCAGGACAAAUAGUUGAUAUGACUGGUACAUAUCAUACAGAAUUACUAACAGAAAACAAACGAGAGGUUAGUCUGGAAGGUAACAGAGUGGAGAAUAGGUCUAGAAAGUGGGUUCUAGAAAAUUCUAUGAAAAAUAAGGGCAAUGAACAGAUAGUUGGCGAGCAAACCGAAAAGGCAUUUGUUGUAGAUUUAAAAAAUAAUAAACAAAGGACAGGAGAAGAAAGUGUGCGGCAGAAACACAAAAGCAACUGGAGUAAUACCAAUGGCGGUAGCGUAGUCAAUCGCGAAAAAACACUUGAUGCUUGUCUUUCACCGAGAAUUGAGCAGAUUCGCAUUCAGAAUGCACCCCCAAGAUCAUCUGACAACUGUUGUUUAUCAGGAUCUGGUGCUGAUAUUCAUCCCAAAGAUUGCAACUGUACCGCAUUAUCUAAAGUGAACAGGAAACUAAAUGAACGUUUAAAGCAGAAGUAUGCUACACGUCACACAACACUGUUCGACUCCACCUGUUAUCGAUCUGACGUGUCUCAACCCCUCCAUAUAGAAAUACCCAUGCAGCCAUUUCUAUGCACCAGCCCUUCUAGAAUAUCAAAGAAUACGUCUCCAAAAGAUAGAAGUGUUCGUCCUAAAAGGAAACGGUCCUCUCCAAACCAUAGAAGCAAGAAUCAUUGAUCAACAGUUAAUUACAAGUGCAUUUAUUGUGUGUACAGUAUGCAUUCUACACUAGAUAGCUAAACAAAUAAUUAAGGGGUGGCUCACAGAAGCUGAUGUUAUACUCUUUUCACAUAGUAUCUGAAUUGCCCAUAUAUGGCAUUACGAUGUCAUCACAUCCAUAUACUGUAUGUGCAAAUCACAAAAUUUAUAGUGUGGACAGAGUGCAUACUCAAUGUGUACUUUUCUUCAGUGAGAAUGUAUAGAGUACCACAGUCGUGUCGUCACAACACCAGGUUGCGCCCUCUGUUGCCAACCAAACAUUGGUUACCGUUCAUUACACCUGAACGACUUCAUAGGCUUCCUGGAAUAGAAAGAAUGAUACCCUAUGCAGUGUUAUGAUUUUAGAAUAAAAACUUGUGAAAUUAAUCUGUGCUGUAAAAACAACUUUUCCUGAAUUUGUAAUACUGUUUUUUUCUGGAAAUGUAACUGUAGAAAGGCAUACGUCAUCUGCCCAUGCGUAAACUUUGUAUCACAUGGUAUUUCUCAGUUGUGUUUUGUUUAUAAAAUGUGGUACAUGAUGCUGCAUGCUUCGCACAGUUUGUUGUUAGUAGUAAUUACCAAUAUCUUUAGCUCAAUAGGGUACCACAUUUGUGUCGUCACAACGCCAGGUGGCUCUCUCUGCUGUCAACAGACGUUGGUUACCGUUCGUUACGCCUGAAUGACUUCAUAGGCUUUCUGGAAUAGGCAUUUUGAAAUCUAAUAUUUUACCAUCAAAAUGUACUAAAAACACAAAAGCUCGCAUUAUAUUAGUUAUCGAACACACAUUUAAUCAUCAAUUAAAAUUUACAAAGAAAAACUAAGAUACAACAUUAAUAAUUAUGUUAGAAAUUGGGAUCAAUUGUUUUUCAGUGGAGAAAAUGGCAUCCGGUGUAAUGUAUUUUGCAACGAUAGGAACGGAGUAGUAUCACAUGGUAUUUUGACAUAACACUGUAGUACUCUAUUACUGUAUGCUCUGUACCAAUUCAGCAAAUUAAUAGAUGGAUUCUGUUGCUCAAUUGAUGGUUGGUCCAUGUGACCAUUACACUGGUCCAUGUGACCAUUACACUGCUUAAGCAGUAUAAACAUCCAAUUGUUAUUAUCUAAUGAAGUCACUGAAGUUUUUUAGUGUCCAGCGACAGGGGCGUAUCCUAAUAUUAAUGCGGUUUGGGUGCUGGCUUGGCUUGGAAAUUUAAUCUUUCAUAUUUCCAAACGUCUCUACACUUGUUUUUACAGUGCAUGGAGACUUUUUGUAUUGUGCGCUUUAUAAAUUCAAAACCAUUUAACUACUGUAUUAUAUCUUUACUUAUUAUUUUUAUAUUAUUUUGUGUCAAAUUAUGUAUUUUUGUGUGAAGUUUAAUAACUGAUUGUAGCUUAGAAAUCUAAUACAGUAUGUUAGCCAAGGCCCUACUUAGAGUGUACCCAAACCAUUGGAAGAAAAUAAAAAUUCAGCACAAUGCAAUUAUGGAAUCUAUUGUAUCGAGCUCAGGGUUAUUACAAUUCAGGUUUCAUAUGAAUUGUGUCAUAUAUUAUCAUUGCCAUUUCACAAAUUUGUAUGCUAACUUAUUGUUUCCAAGUACAAUUAACUUUAGUUCCAAAAGGAAUUAAAUUUAUUUUUCUGUUUUCUGCUAACAUUUAUUCAGAUGUAUAUUAGUAUAGCAAGUAUAUUAAAAGGCCAACUCUAGCGUAUCUGCCAGUAGGGUCAUUCAGCUCAGUUGUUAGAGCAAAAAAAUAAAGUAAGAGUAUCUUUUGAACUGGCACAAUAUAUUUUCCUCAAAAGUUCAUCUUUUUAUAGAGUAUCACUGUUUCUCCGUACCAUGUUUAAAACCAUGUGUAUAUAUUUAUAUCUAAUAGAAUUUAUCUUAUAAUAAUAAGACCCUACAGUAAUUAAUUGUGAGACAAUAAGGUAGAUAGGUUUUAUCUAAAUUGUGGUGAUUUAUAUAAGCAGCAUUUUAUGCGAGUCUCAUCAAGGCUAUUAAUGAGAACAUUGUUGAAGGAAUAUUUAUGUGUAUUAUCAUAGGGUGAUGCAAUGGGAAAGAGAGGGGCACUACAUGAUCAAGAAUCAGAUAAUGUGUAGGUACUAGUGUUAUUAAUUGAUAAUGGGGAACUCUCCUUUGCAUGUCACUGAGCAUAGUAAUGGUGGUAUAUGAUGGCCUAGCUGGAUCAGGUAAAUAAUAAUAGCUAUUAUUAACAAAUAAGCAUCAGUUAUAUAAAGCAUUUCAUUCCAAUUAUAAUAUGCAGGUAAACAGCAGCAUUCAUGUCGAUUAACUAUAUAUUUAUGUUAAUGCUAUAUUUGUUGUUUAAAAUAUUGGAUAUAGUAUUAGAAUAGAAAGAAUACAUUUCAUUUUAUUCAGGAAUUAAAAUCACUAAACUUUCUUAAAUACAAAGCAAAAACAAGGAACAGAUAUAUAAUGAAGAACAAUUCUUUUUUUUUUUAAAUUAAAAUUUGUUGUUUUACAUGUCUUGAUAGAUUGAGGUGACAGUGAUAUAUUGAUAGACCUACUCAUAUAGUAUAUUUUUCUAUAACUUUGCUAUAUACAGAGUUAUUGAUCUAUUUAUGGAAAAAGGACGUUUACCUACAAGGAGUAUCUAAAUCUAACAUGGCUUUAUUAUUUGAAUUGAAUAUGAAAUAAAAUUUGAAUACGCUGUAUUAAAAAACAAAUAUAUUGUUCCAAACGUAGCACAUACCAUUCUAAUGUAUUGUAAAUAAAUCAAUAUAUACGUGUGUA